Molecule: messenger RNA, 1134 nt
Organism: Neospora caninum
Lineage: Eukaryota; Apicomplexa; Conoidasida; Eucoccidiorida; Sarcocystidae
Product: putative transaldolase
Exons: 6
Coding region: 1-1134 (377 amino acids)
Biological process (GO): pentose-phosphate shunt; carbohydrate metabolic process; pentose-phosphate shunt, non-oxidative branch
Cellular component (GO): intracellular anatomical structure; cytoplasm
Molecular function (GO): transaldolase activity
Source: RefSeq, a predicted model, not a curated record
AUGCCGAACUCGAAGAAGCGCACAGGCUCUACCCUCGACGGGGGAGCCUCCCCUGCCGGAAAGCACCAGAAAAAGGACACGAACAGCGCAGCUGCACAAAACGCCCUUGAGGCGCUUCGCCUUCUCUCGGUCGUGGUGGCUGACACAGGCGACUUUGAAACCUUGAAGAAAUAUGUUCCUCAAGACGCCACCACGAAUCCUUCUCUUCUUCUCAAGGCUGCUUCGAUGCCGCAGUAUGCCCACUUGAUGGACAAAUCCAUCGAAGCUGCAAAGAAAGUCCAUGGAAAGGUCGCGCUUGACGAUGCAUUUGUUGAGGAAGUCGUGGACCAGCUGUUUGUCUUCUUCGGUGUGGAAAUCCUCAAAAUCGUUCCCGGCGUUGUCAGCACUGAGGUAUCGGCUGCGCUUUCUUUCGAUGUUGACGCUUCUGUGGCGAAGGCGCGAAAGCUGAUUCAAAUGUACAAGGAACAUGGCAUCGAGCAGGACCGGGUGUUGAUCAAACUCGCCACGACAUGGGAAGGCUGCGAGGCGGCAAAGAUUCUCGAGAAGGAGAACAUCCACUGCAACAUGACGCUUCUCUUCUCGUUUGCACAGGCCGUCGCCGCUGCGGAGGCCAAGGCAACUUUGAUCUCUCCUUUUGUUGGGCGGAUUCUCGACUACUACAAGAAAGCACACCCUGAGAAAGUCGCCGAGUACGUGGGCGCGAGCGACCCCGGCGUCCAGAGUGUGAAGCGCAUCUACAACUACUACAAGAAACACAACUACAAGACGACUGUCAUGGCGGCGUCCUUCCGAAACAUCGGAGAGAUCAUCGCCCUCGCUGGAUGCGACAAAGUGACCGUGGCGCCUGCUCUCUUGGAAGAGCUGAGUGGCAGCGACUUGCCAGUGCCUCGCGUGCUUGGCGCGGGGACAGAGAAUGCGGAGGAAGUGGCCUCCCCGCCUCGAGGGUCACAGGAGAAUGGCGUGACGAAGGACGAGGCGGACGCUGAGAAACUCGAGAUGGACGAGAAGACCUUCCGGUGGAUGUUGAACGAAGACGCGAUGGCCACGGAAAAGCUGGCCGAGGGCAUCCGCAGCUUCAACCGCGACUUGCUGUCUCUCAAAGAUAUGAUUCGCGAGAAACUCAGAAAGAUGUAA